Messenger RNA from Myotis lucifugus (little brown bat), 4103 nucleotides. It is a transcript of the gene NID1, whose product is annotated as nidogen 1. Bases 1 to 3291 code for a protein of 1096 amino acids. Gene Ontology annotation, molecular function: calcium ion binding. The transcript is spliced from 18 exons. NCBI's taxonomy places the organism in Eukaryota, Metazoa, Chordata, Mammalia, Chiroptera, Vespertilionidae. Gene Ontology annotation, biological process: cell-matrix adhesion. The record is from RefSeq and is a predicted model, not a curated record.
AUGAGCCCGGUGACAAACCUCGUCAUCCCCAGCCCUGAAGCUGAAUCCGGGAUUGAGUUUUAUCGAAAAAAACGAACUACGCUCCGAGUCACCACGAAUGGCCUCAUUGCCACGAGCGAACCCCCAGCCGCAGAAUCCCACCCCGGGCUCUUCCCACCGACCUUCGGGGCCGUGGCGCCCUUCCUGGCCGACCUGGACACCACCGACGGCCUCGGGAAGGUCUACUACCGCGAGGACUCCUCCCCCGCCGUCACCCGGCUGGCUGCCGAGUGUGUCCAGAGAGGGUUCCCGGGAGUGUCCUUCCAGCCCGCGAGCGCCGUGGUGGUCACCUGGGAAUCCGUGGCCCCGUACCGAGGCCCCAGCGAGGACCCUGCCCAGGAGGACAAGAGAAACACGUUCCAGGCGGUCCUGGCCUCCUCCGGUUCCAGCUCCUACGCCAUCUUCCUGUACCCCGAAGACGGCCUGCAGUUCACCUCGACCUUCUCCAAGCGCGACCAGAGCCAGGUCCCCGCCAUGGUCGCCUUCAGCCAAGGGCUGGUGGGACGCGUGUUGAGCAGCGACGGGGCGUAUAACAUAUUUGCUAACGACAGAGACUCGAUCGGCAAUUUGGCCAAGAGCAGCAACUCCGGGCAGCAGGGCGUCUGGGUGUUUGAGAUCGGGGGCCCCGACACAGCCAGCGGCGUGGUGUCCUCGGACGUGAUCCUCAGAGCGGACGACGGAGAAGACUACGACGAUGACGAAGAUUACGACUCGGUGACCAGUCUGGGCCCGGAGGACCUGGGCACCACCCCCUUCCCCUAUGAGACCCCGAGGAGGGGAGACACCGGCACCACCAGGCACCGGGUCUUGUCCCCCAGCCGCCCGGCCACCGCCAGGCCCGCCAGGCCUCCCACCGAGAGGACCCGGUCCUUCCAGCUGCCCGGGGCCAGGUUCCCCCAGCAGCACCCGCAGGUCAUCGAUGUGGAUGAGGUGGAGGAGUCGGAAGUCGUCUUCAGCUACAACACGGAUUCCCGGCCCACGUGCGCCAACAGCCGACACCAGUGCUCCGUGCACGCCGAGUGCCGGGACUACGCCACCGGCUUCUGCUGCAGCUGCGUCGCCGGCUACACCGGGAACGGCCGGCAGUGUGUGGCCGAAGGGUCCCCCCAGCGAGUGAACGGCAAGGUGAAAGGGAGGAUCUUCGUGGGGAGCAGCCCGGUCCCCGUGGUGUUUGAGAACACGGACCUGCACUCCUACGUGGUGAUGAACCAGGGCCGCUCCUACACGGCCAUCAGCACCAUCCCCGAGACCGUGGGGUACUCCCUGCUGCCCCUGGCCCCUGUCGGGGGUGUCAUCGGGUGGAUGUUUGCGGUGGAGCAAGACGGAUUCAGGCACGGGUUCAGCAUCACAGGGGGCGAGUUCACCCGCCAGGCCGAGGUGACCUUCGUGGGGCACCCGGGCAAGCUGGUCAUCAAGCAGCGCUUCAGCGGCAUCGACGAGCACGGGCACCUGACCAUCGACACGGAGCUGGAGGGCCGCGUGCCGCAGAUCCCGGUUGGCGCCUCCGUGCACAUCGAGCCCUACACGGAGCUCUACCACUACUCCCGCGGCGUGAUCACAUCCUCCUCCACGCGGGAGUACACGGUGACAGGGCCCGCGGCCCCUGCGAGCAUCCACACGUACCAGUGGCGCCAGACCAUCACCUUCCAGGAGUGCGUCCACGACGGGGCCCGGCCGGCCCCGCCCAGCACCCAGCAGCUCUCGGUGGACAGCGUGUUCGUGCUGUACAACCAGGAGGAGCGGAUCCUGCGCUUCGCUCUCAGCAACUCCAUCGGGCCUGUGCGGGACGGCUCCCCGGACGCCCUGCAGAACCCCUGCUACCUCGGCACUCACGGGUGCGACACCAACGCGGCCUGUCAGCCCGGCGCCGGGAACCAGUUCGCCUGCGAGUGCUCCAUCGGCUUCCGGGGGGACGGACGCACCUGCCAUGACAUUGACGAGUGCUCGGAGCAGCCCGCGGUGUGUGGGAGCCACGCCGUCUGCAACAACCACCCGGGGACCUUCCGCUGCGAGUGCGAGCAGGGCUACCGCUUUUCCGAGGAGGGAACGUGUGUGGACGUGGAUGAAUGCCGCCCGAGCCGAUGCCACCCCGAUGCCUUCUGCUACAACACCCCGGGCUCCUUCUCCUGCCAGUGCAAGCCUGGGUACCGGGGUGACGGCUUCCGCUGCGCGCCUGGAGGUGAGGAGUCGGGACACCGGGAGCCGGUAGGCCGGUGCCCUGCCCCUGAGUCCUGCCUCGCUCAUGGACCUCUCCUGCCCCCAGGUCUGAGCACGGUGGCUCCCCCGAUUCACCCCGGACCCUCGGUUCCUCCCGCCGUCAUCCCUCUGCCCCCCGGGACCCACUUGCUCUUUGCCCAGACGGGGAAGAUCGAGCGCCUCCCGCUGGAGGGCAGCACCAUGAAGAAGACGGAGGCCAAGGCGCUGCUGCACGCUCCGGACAAAGUCAUCAUCGGCCUGGCCUUCGACUGCGUGGACAAGAUGGUCUACUGGACCGACAUCGGCGAGCCUUCCAUCGGGAGAGCCAGCCUGCAUGGCGGGGAGCCGGCCACCAUCAUUCGACAAGGUCUCGGGAGCCCCGAAGGCCUCGCCGUGGACCAUCUCGGCCGCAACCUCUUCUGGACGGACUCUCGCCUGGACCGCAUAGAGGUGGCGAAGCUGGACGGCACCCAGCGCCGGGUGCUGUUCGACACGGAUCUGGUGAAUCCCAGAGGCAUCGCGACGGACCCCGUGAGAGGGAACCUCUACUGGACGGACUGGAACCGAGACAGCCCCAAGAUCGAGACCUCCUACAUGGACGGCACCCACCGCAGGGUCCUCGUGCAGGACGACCUGGGCCUGCCCAACGGGCUGACCUUCGAUGCCUACUCGUCCCAGCUCUGCUGGGUGGAUGCAGGCACUAGCCGGGCCGAGUGCCUAAGGCCGGAGCAGCCUGUCCGUCGCAGGGUCCUCGAAGGCCUCCAGUACCCUUUCUCGGUGACGAGCUUCGGGAAGAAUCUGUAUUACACGGACUGGAAGACGAACUCCGUGGCUGCCGUUGAUAUCGCUGUUGCCAAAGAGACGGACACCUUCCACCCCCACAAGCAGACCCGGCUGUACGGCAUCACCACCGCCCUGUCUCAGUGUCCCCAAGGUCACAACUACUGCUCAGUGAACAACGGCGGCUGCACCCACCUCUGCUUGGCCACCCCAGGAAGCAGGACCUGCCGUUGCCCUGACAACACCCUGGGAGUUGACUGCAUUGAGCGGAAAUGAAGACAAGACUGCCUUGUUUCCUCACCGAGUAUUUCGCAAGCAACACCCUGCUGCAAAGGGUCCAGACCGAAAACUGUCUGACCUGGUGGCUGAGUGGCCGCCAGCCUGAGCCUUAACAACGUUCCCCUCCCCGUUCCCCAACUCAUAAGCCCUGAGCUUCUGGAAUGGGGAAGUUCCUACCCCUCCACAAAGACAGGACCCGCCCCCCCGCCCCCCCCCCCAAACCCUUAGACAAAUGAAUACAGCCCCGAGGGAGGGUUACGUGCCCUGUCCCUGUGCUCUGGAACUAAGUUGUGUUCCCCAACUUAGCACCCCAGUGGUGAGCAGACCCUCCCAGGCCUGAGCCAUCCCCUGUGGCCUUAUAAGCUCAGCCGCACACUGACACACCCACCACUUUGUCAGCACCUUGACACCUGCCAAGGCUGCAGCCCGUUGGAACCUAAAUCAGGGGAGAGCCUUUCCUUGAAUAAUUGGAGUUUGUUUUCAGAGGCGAGUUCCCCCCCCCCGCCCCCCCGAGAAUCACAGCGUUUGGGGAACACACAGGUUGUUUAGAUGGCCCAACUCAUAAAUUAGUUUCACUUUCUUUUUAUAUUUAUCAUUCAUUCUAUAUCAAGCCCUCUAUAUUCAAACGUUUGUCGUGAUUUUUGUAUAAUUUUUGUAAGUGUUUUUUUAAAUGGUAAAUUCUUGAACUGUGGAAACCAUUGAAGGUGCUUAUUAACUGUUCCCCCAGUUUAUACAACUGUUGGAUGAUUCCUUGAGUUUACAGCUAUAUAAAUAGGAGUGUAGACAAUAAAAAACAUUUUUGGUAAUAA